This is a messenger RNA of Emiliania huxleyi CCMP1516, 303 nucleotides long. RefSeq lists its product as hypothetical. Bases 1 to 303 code for a protein of 100 amino acids. Lineage: Eukaryota; Haptophyta; Isochrysidales; Noelaerhabdaceae. The record is from RefSeq and is a predicted model, not a curated record. The transcript has a single exon.
AUGCGACACGGCUUUUACCACCACGUUCAGGAUCGGUCGUGGCUCGCCUCCGCCGUCGAGGCCUGGGAAUCGCACGGCCACGUCAUCGCCAGGCCGAGCGCUGAUUGUGAUAUGCCGCCUGCUCCCGCUCUCGACCCCGCCGCUUUGGACCCGGACGCCGAGAAGCAGAGAAUGCCGAUGGACUUGAGCGCUCCGCUCCCGCAGCAGUGCUUCAAGAGGCACGCGCCUGCCGACCCCGUGCACGGAGAGGGCAAGCGCCCGAGGCCACUUCUCCCAAUCCAGCAGCAGCACAUGCGGCAUUAG